CUCGGCGUGCGCGGGGCAGCCAAAAUCGACUUGAUCCGUCCCUCCCUGGCUACAGACCCCAUCGCCCCUGACCCCUGGCCAUUAUGCUAGUUAACGGACAAAUGGUUCCUAAGGCGGUGUUUCAGUUGGUGGGUCGACAUGGUGCAAAUGAAGACGUCAUCUGGCGAUGGCGCCAUGCUGCUCUCCUUGCCACGGCAUCCCUCUCUACGUUUCGAGACACGCAUCCGAACAUGUGCAGUCAGUUCCAGCUGAAGCAUGAAGCCACCUACUCACAACAUCCUAACUUGGUCCAAUACUUCCUUCCAUUCACUGACGCUCAGUUUCAAGAGCGGCUCGAACAACACAAGGGAGAGAUCGCCAUCAUGCUAAGGUCCUCGGAGUUCAAUCAAGACAAAACUGCCUUGAUUGUGACUAACAACCCACUUCCCCUCUUCAUAUCCGGACAGCAGCUUUCAACACCUUUCCAGUUUUUCCCUGAAGACAUCAGGAGGAAAAACCAACCUGGUUCGGACCACUUACCCCCAGUGCAAGCCCAAAAGAGCCAACUGAGUCCCAGCAACAGGAAGCUGAGGAAACCUGCAGAAUUCAGGUUCUCCAGAGAUAAGGAUUUCACCAGCGAAGCCCAUUUUUCAAAAAAUUACGCGGAGAGGCGCUUGCUGAGAAUGUACCCCCAGCUCCGUAAGCACACGAGGCUUGGUACAAACGAAAUGGAACCCCUCCCCAGUAUUCAAGGCUGGUCCCCCAAAACAACGCAUUGGGAGCCUCUGACCAUCUCGUGCUUGACGGAAACAAGGCAGACUAUUAAUGUACCAGGAGAAGAUGGCUUCAGGUAUGGGAGAGCCCCGCUCUGGAUCGUCGACAGCUCGGUUGUACCUAAGUAUGCCAAAUAA
Messenger RNA from Podarcis muralis (Common wall lizard), 890 nucleotides. The record is from RefSeq and is a predicted model, not a curated record. Lineage: Eukaryota; Metazoa; Chordata; Lepidosauria; Squamata; Lacertidae.